UUCUCUUGUUAAAGAAAUAAACUUCACAUAAUUUCGGCAAGUUUUUUAGUUUAAAUGGAUAUCAGUUAUUACUUAUUCCCACGUUCAUAAUUUCGCGCCAUCUCUGCAACUGUUUGUUGCUAAUCUUUGCUGGUAAUCGGAUAGCGUUACUUUGUAUGAUUUUGAUUUGGUUGUUCUGCUUUAAACAUCGAUGCAAGGGGAAGUGCAACUGGAACCAUCAGGUGAACGGAAUCCAAGCGAUUCCGAUCCCCUGCUCGUGAGAAAGGCCAACACAUCAGCGGGAAGUUCAAGUGAAAUAAAAGAUGAAGACAUAGAAGCUGCUUCUGCUGUUUGCUGUCGUAUCUGCCUUGAGUACGACGGCGAACCAGGCGAGGAAUUGAUAUCUCCAUGCAUGUGCAAAGGAACUCAGCAGUUUGUUCACCGUUCAUGCCUCGACCAUUGGCGUUCAGUGAAGGAAGGUUUUGCUUUUUCUCACUGCACAACUUGUAAGGCCCAAUUCCAUCUUCGAGUCGAAUUGUUAGAGGACUACUCUUGGCGCCAAAUCAAAUUUAGAAUUUUCGUGGCCAGGGAUGUGCUCCUUGUAUUUUUGGCAGUGCAAACUGCAAUUGCUGCAAUAGGUGGCUUUGCAUAUGUCAUGGACAAAAAUGGGAGCUUAAGGAACUCAUUCAGUGAUGGUUGGGAUCGUGUCCUAUCAAAGCAUCCAGUACCCUUUUACUACUGCAUUGGAGUACUGGCUUUUUUUGUGCUGCUGGGCUUUUUUGGGCUCAUACUGCAUUGCUCCUCUUUCAACAAUAAUGACCCAUGUAUGGCUGGCUGCCGGAACUGUUGUUAUGGAUGGGGCAUAUUGGACUGCUUCCCAGCAUCUAUGGAAGCAUGUUUUGCUCUCGUUAUCAUUUUUGUUAUCAUCUUUGCCAUCCUUGGUAUCGCCUAUGGUUUUCUUGCUGCCACCAUGGCCAUCCAGAGGAUCUGGCAAAGACACUAUCACAUCCUCACCAAGAGGGAGCUCACAAAGGAAUAUGUAGUGGAGGAUCUCCAUGGGUGCUAUACACCACCAAAGCUGGACCGAGAACAUGAAGAACGUUUGAAAAUGCUCAAGCUUUUGUAAGGAAGUGUGGAAGGUUCAAGAGGUAACUGAAGCUAUAAAACACAAGUUACACAAGGACAUAAUGCAACCUUUUGUGUGAGAAGUAAUUAUUGAAUGGGGAACAAUGAAAAUAUUGAAUGAGGAACAAUGAAAAAUAGCACCAGUUUGGGAUUUUUCUGGCAAU
This is a messenger RNA of Nelumbo nucifera (sacred lotus), 1268 nucleotides long. RefSeq lists its product as uncharacterized. The record is from RefSeq and is a predicted model, not a curated record. Gene Ontology annotation, molecular function: zinc ion binding. NCBI's taxonomy places the organism in Eukaryota, Viridiplantae, Streptophyta, Magnoliopsida, Proteales, Nelumbonaceae.